AGAAUGAAUCUAGUAGAUGAGCAUCAGUGCUCUCGCCGUGUUGGCGCAUGCGCAGUGCGCAGAAUUGUUAUGAAACCGUUCUGUUUUGGCCCGGUUCUGUGGAACAAGAGUUUAAUGAACGGAGUAGUUCUGCAGUGAUUCUGCUGACACAUAUUUAUAAGCUCGGACAUGAUUUUAACUCUGGGACUCACUUAAAAUCAUUUACCUGCCUCUGUACCGCCUCAGGGCUCGAUCUGAACAUCUGGAGCGCGUCGGACCGAACCUCAGACUCCAGCAUCAUGUCCAUCAACUCCAUCCACUGGUUCCGUAAGGGCCUGCGUCUCCAUGACAACCCGGCCCUGCUGGAGGCGCUGAAGGGGGCCGAUACGCUGCGCUGCGUCUACUUCCUGGACCCCUGGUUCGCCGGGGCCUCCAACCUGGGCGUCAACAGGUGGAGGUUUCUGCUGCAGAGUUUGGAGGAUCUGGACUCUAGUCUUCGUAAACUCAACUCUCGUCUGUUCGUCAUCCGCGGUCAACCGGCCAACAUCUUCCCACGGCUCUUCAAGGAGUGGAAGGUGUCGCGGCUGACGUUCGAGUGCGACUCUGAGCCGUUCGGGAAGGAGCGAGACGCUGCCAUAAAGAAGCUGGCGUCUGAAGCAGGCGUGGAGGUCAUCGUGAAGAUCUCGCACACGCUCUACGACCUGAACCGGAUCAUCGAGCUGAAUGGCGGUCAGCCGCCGCUCACGUACAAGCGCUUCCAGACCCUGGUGAGCGGCAUGGAGCCGCCCGAACCUCCGCUAGACCCGCCGACUCAAGAGCUGAUGGGAAACUGCAUGACGCCCGUCAGCGACGACCACGGAGAGAAAUAUGGCGUUCCCCUGCUGGAGGAGCUGGGGUUCGACACCGAGGGUUUGGCUCCUGCCGUUUGGCCCGGAGGAGAAUCGGAGGCGCUGAGGCGCAUGGACCGGCACCUCGGACCGGAUUCUGUCGCGGCAUGGCAGGAGAACUUUGAGCGUCCGAAGAUGAACUCCAGUCCGCUGCUGGCCAGUCCGUUAGGAUUGAGUCCGUACCUGCGCUUCGGCUGCCUGUCCUGCCGCCUGUUCUACAGCAAACUCACACAACUCUACAAGAAGGUGAAGAACAACGCAAACCCGUCCAUCUCUCUCUACGACAAGAUCCUAUGGCGGGAGUUCUUCUACACGGCCGCCACCAACAACCCACGCUUCGACCGCAUGGAGGGAAACCCCAUCUGCAUCCGCAUCCCGUGGGACAGGAACGCAGAGGCGCUGGCCAAGUGGGCCGAAGCCCGGACGGGUUUCCCCUGGAUCGACGCCAUCAUGACCCAGCUGCGUCAGGAGGGCUGGAUCCAUCACCUGGCGCGUCACGCCGUGGCCUGUUUCCUGACCCGCGGAGACCUGUGGAUCAGCUGGGAGGAGGGCAUGAAGGUGUUCGAGGAGCUGCUGUUGGACGCCGACUGGAGCGUGAAUGCGGGCAGCUGGCUCUGUCACUCCUGCAGCUCCUUCUUCCAGCAGUUCUUCCACUGCUACUGUCCUGUGGGAUUCGGCCGGAGGAUCGACCCCAACGGAGACUUCAUCAGACGUUACUUACCUGUCCUCCGAGAUUUUCCAGCCAAGUUUAUAUACGACCCCUGGAACGCGCCGGAAGAUGUGCAGCUCGCCGCCAAAUGCGUGAUCGGAGUGGACUAUCCCAAACCGAUGGUGAACCACGCCGAGGCCAGUCGCCUGAACAUCGAGAGGAUGAGGCAGAUCUACCAGCAGCUGUCCAGAUACCGCGGACUCAGUCUUCUCGCCACCGUUCCGUCCAACCACAUGGAGGAUGUGAGUGUAAACGAAGCCCGAGGGUCAGCAGUGCCCCCUGAACGCCAGAGGAUGCAGAGCAGUGUGACGUCUCACCGGGUCAGGAGAGAGCAGUCCAGACCGACCGGAGUGAAACAUCGUGGUGCAAGAUACCGACACUCCCUCAGCCACCGUACGUCGCCCUACACCACCCAGAGUGACCUGACGAACGACGGCCAUGAGUUUGCCGUCCCACAACAACCGGGGCGUCUGAGUUGGCCGUUUGGGGGCGGGACUGGAAAGAGGGAAAGGGAGGCGGAGCACAACAGUUGCCAUGGUGACAACAGCCCCUCCUCCUCUUCCUCCACGCAACAGCAAGAUGACAAGAAGAGGCGGGAAGAUGCAGAGGGCGUGGCCUUCUCAUCAUAAGCCCCACCCACUGAUGGAUUCGUAAAAUGUAUCGUAAAUUUCCUCGCGUGUUAAAGACUAACAUUCAGAGUAAUUAAAAACGAUUAAACAGCUGAUGCAGUCAGAUUGUGGCAAAGACACGACUUUGACGUUUUAAAAGCAACAAAAUUAUUUAUUAUCAUGAGAAUUGAUUUUAAAAGUCAGAUGUAAAUACUGUCUUCGUGACCUUAAAGGCCUUUCACACCAAAUGCUAUAUGAAUGGUCUGUUCGUUCAAACGAAUAUUCGUCCAAAUGUUUUGAUAGCUCUGGAUUUAUAUUGUAUUUGACGAACACGUGAACCAAAGCUCAAGUCUUAUUGGUCGACACAUUUUCGUCACCAGAUGAAAAAAAAAAAAGUCUGUUUUUAAUCGAUUUGUUUGGUGUGAACGGACCUUAUUAUGAAAAAACAAGUAAUCGUUAACAGCCAAAGAAGAACACGCAUCACGCCACAUCUAAACGAAUCCAGAUUCGCUCAGUAUUACCGAAGAGUUUCUGCGGCGCUGCUCUGAACCGGCCUCACCUGUACAUACCUGCAUCUGUUUCCAUGGUGAUGCGAGAGUCAGAUGAUCGUCCGGUCCUGGGGUCGGACACAUUUGGGUCCAAACUACGUGUAAAUGUACCACAGAUGAACGAUUGUCCCAUCUUCUGUAUUAACGACUGUCUUUUGUUUAGAUUCUGUCGUUGGAGAUGAAAAACGUUAUGUUAUGCUAUUAUGUUUGUGUUGUUGCACAGAUGUUUGUGUCAACGGUCUUCCAUCACUCACUGUACAUUAUUGUCAUCGGUUAUUUUCAUUGUUUCCAUCUCCAUGUACUCCAGCAUUUUGUAUAUGACAACAGUAUCUGUAGCUGUACAUUUUUACUGCUUGUAUUUUUCUACAGAAUAUUCGUAGCUGUUUUGAAUUUUAAAUAUUAGUCUGUCUGUGUGGUACUUCAUCAUUCAGCUAAUAAAAAAAAAAUAUUUAAAAACAAA
This is a messenger RNA of Megalobrama amblycephala (Wuchang bream), 3191 nucleotides long. RefSeq names its product cryptochrome circadian regulator 3b (gene cry3b). Gene Ontology annotation, cellular component: nucleus; cytoplasm. Gene Ontology annotation, molecular function: FAD binding; DNA binding. The record is from RefSeq and is a predicted model, not a curated record. The coding region runs from base 48 to 2204 and encodes 718 amino acids. NCBI's taxonomy places the organism in Eukaryota, Metazoa, Chordata, Actinopteri, Cypriniformes, Xenocyprididae. The transcript has 15 exons. Gene Ontology annotation, biological process: entrainment of circadian clock by photoperiod; negative regulation of DNA-templated transcription; circadian regulation of gene expression.